AUCGCUUUAGGAGGAAUUUAACAAACUGCUUGAAAUUUAUCACAGUUUAUUUUUUACCUAUUUGUCGCUGUUUGUCCUCACUUUAGCUUUGUUAUUACAAAGGUAGUUGUUGUUGUUCAGGAUACCCUGUAUUUGUUGGUAGAUAUUUCGAAGAUUAGAAAUAUCUAGUAUCUAGUUUAGAAAAACAGUUCGUAAGGUCGACAAUGUAGAAUCUAUGGAACAUUUGAAAAUAUUUAAAUUGCUCGUUAUCCUCAAGUCACAUCCUAUGAAUAUUUCCAAUUAUCUUUUGUGUGUCCAUUUUUUUUGCUUUUUUGGUAAUUGAGUAAUCAAGACAUACGUCAAUAUUUCAUAACCUCAAUUUGAAACAAGUAACGUCAAAAUUAUCAGUAUUCCUUUUACAAUGCGAUGAUAUCAAAAUCAAAUGGCAUCCCAAACUACACCGAAGUUAUAGUGAUAUCAGUCAUUGCAAUAUGUUUUCUGUCAUUGGAUGUGUCGGUUUUAACACUUGAAGAAGACUUACAAGAAAUCUGGAACUACGAUUUUGACGAAAAAGUUAAGGAAGAAGAUGUCGAAGAUUAUUUGAAGUACUGCCUGAGCGGCAUUGUCUUACUAAGGGCUUUUACAUUGCAUCUUUUCUUGGCAUUACAUUUUCUGUUGUUAUGGAGUGCAAUAGGGGAGGAAAAACCAAAUCUAGUUGUACCUUGGCUACUGCUAGGGUUAUUCCGAUCAAUUUUCCUGAAUUUCUUAGGAUUUAGUACCGGAAUAUACGUAUGUUUGAUACAGAAAGGACACCAUCCAGUCUGCUUGGAGUACAUCAUAGCGCAAGCAAUCCAACAUGGUCCGGAGGUGUACGCCUGGUUAUCUAUAUUCAGAUAUCACAGGGCACUGAUAUUAUCUGCCCGAAAUCGUUUAAUGGUUGAUGAACGAACCAGAAUGAAGAAAAUCCAAAAUUCACAAUACAAAUACUUUUCACGAACAAACUUCGCGGAUGCCGUAGAAGACGGGAGAAAUGUUAUAACUGAAUCAGCCAUAGAAAAUGUGAUACACCAUAUAAAACGCACCAAACCUACUCAAUGCCCAUCUCGAUCUUUGGAUGCUCUUAUCGAAUUGAAAUCUGCCAAGAUACGAAAAAAUGACUAUGAGUUAGAGGGCGACCAUGAAAGUAUAAAAGAAAAGGUUAUGAGAAUACUCAAUGUGGUUUAUGAAGACAUAAAGAAAGCCAGGAUAGCCAAGGAGAAGAGGCCUCCUUGGAAAUUUGCAGAUUUGAAUAUCGAAAAGCUGUUAAUGACAUCAGAGAGGAGACAUCCGAAUAUAUAUUCGCAUAAAAAGAACAAUCAUACAUCUUCGCUAGAGAAGAAGCGGACACCAUCAGAGGAGUCUGUGUACGAAGGAGCAAUUGCAAAUGAGAUUGAGUUACGCUGUAUAUCUCUUGGUGGAUCUAAUACCAGUUGCUUUGAUUUGGAAAGUAAAGAUAAUAUACAUCAUGCUCGAAGCAAAAAUGUUUCGAGAGUCUAGGAAAUAUUAGAUCCAGGCACCUCCAGAAAGAUCACUGUAUCUGUGGUGUGAAGUGUACUAGCCAGGAUGGUGUACGAUAUAAAGAAUAAAGUAGCUCUCAUUACCGGAGGAGCUUCAGGAAUAGGCUUGGAGUAUGCCAAAGAGCUACUGAGGAAUGAAGCUAAGGGCGUGGUGUUAGCUGAUCUCAGCAAGGAAUUUGGAUCGAAAGCGGUGCAAGAGAUUGAACAGGAGUUUGGACCCAACAAAGCAAUUUUUGUACAAACUGACGUCACGGACUACAACCAAUUUGAAAAUGCAUUCAAGAAGGCGAUAGAGAAGUACAAGAAUCUGGAUAUCCUAUUUAACAAUGCGGGUAUACUGAAUGAUGCGAUAUGGCAGAAAGAGAUUGCAGUGAAUGUAAACGGAGUAGUGCACGGAAUGCUCCUGGGCAUGGACAACUACCUCCCCAAAUACAAACAAGGCGACGAAGCCGUGAUAAUGAACAUAUCUUCAACGGCAGGGAUCCAAGGUUAUGGCCACGUGCCUGUUUACUGUGCCACCAAACACGCUGUACACGGAAUGACUUGCUCCUGGGGAGUACCGGAGUUCUAUGAGGAGACCAAAGUUAGAGUUGUGGGGAUACACCCGGGAGUUACGCAUACCCCGCUUAUAUUUAACAUGGUCGGAAGCAACUUUGGAGGGAAGUACGAGGCGCACUUGCAGAAUCAUAUGGCGGAGUUUUUGACACAAGAACCCAACCAUGUCGCCAAAGAAGCAAUGGAAGUCAUCAAGAAAGCACCACAUGGCACAAGUUGGGUAGUUGAAGGUGGACAACCUGCUUAUCAAUUCAUCAUGCCGGACCACAGAACAACUAUGAGAAACAAUACCUUACCAUGAAACGUUAUAUUUAUGUUUUUUUAUAUAAAUAUACAUACAUCUGCAUCUGUU
Molecule: messenger RNA, 2442 nt
Organism: Acanthoscelides obtectus
Lineage: Eukaryota; Metazoa; Arthropoda; Insecta; Coleoptera; Chrysomelidae
Source: the annotation of a GenBank genome assembly